Messenger RNA from Hemiscyllium ocellatum (epaulette shark), 2895 nucleotides. Its product is annotated as ankyrin repeat and fibronectin type-III domain-containing protein 1-like. The record is from RefSeq and is a predicted model, not a curated record. Gene Ontology annotation, cellular component: spindle. Gene Ontology annotation, biological process: regulation of establishment of bipolar cell polarity; establishment of mitotic spindle orientation. Lineage: Eukaryota; Metazoa; Chordata; Chondrichthyes; Orectolobiformes; Hemiscylliidae. The transcript is spliced from 18 exons. The coding region runs from base 1 to 2895 and encodes 964 amino acids. Gene Ontology annotation, molecular function: protein binding.
AUGACACAGCAGAUGCGGGAUCUCCAACUGAUUCAUGGGAAGAAGCUAGUCUCUCCAUCCUCUCCUAAUGCAGCAAAGAGGUUAUACCGAAAUCUAUCGGGAAAAUUCAAAGUUAAUUAUACUUCAUUUGAUGAAACAAACUUGAUAGGACGGAAUGAAAAGAAUAAGCAGCGGAAGUCUUGUGUGAAUUUUCAUGGUAAUGAGGCGGUCUUUGAGGCUGUGGAACAGCAGGAUCUUGAUGCUGUCCAGAUGCUCCUAAAUCUCUACAGCACAGAGGAACUGGAUUUGAACACACCAAACAGUGAAGGGUUGAUGCCUUUGGACAUUGCAAUAAUGACUAACAAUGUGCCCAUGGCCAAGAUGCUUCUGCAGGCUGGAGCUAAGGAGAGCCCACACUUUGUGAGUCUGGAGAGUCGGGCCUUACACUUGGCAACGUUGGUGCGAGAGUCUGAGCAGCGUGUGAGUGAGUUAACCACACAGGUACUGAAUGAGACACCAAAUGCAAAUUACACAGACAAAGAGAAACAGCUGAAAGCCUGGGAGUGGCAUUACAGACUGUUCAAACGGAUGAAAGCUGGCUUUGAGCAUGCAAGAGCUCCAGAAGCACCAACCCACGUGCAGUUAUCUGUAGCCAGUAGCACCUCAUUGCAGGUGACAUUCCAUGAACCGCUCAGCGUCAACUCUGCAGUUGUCACAAAAUAUAAAGUUGAAUGGAGCACUUCACAUAUCUUCAGUUCAAUAACAGGAGAAGCCUUAUUGGAUGACAUGAAAACUCUACUCUAUACAAUGACAGGCCUUAUCACAGGGAUUUCCUACUAUGUCCGGGUGUCUGCCUAUAAUAUGAAAGGUUGGGGGCCCCCACAGAUAUCCACCCCUGCAUGUGCAACACCUUCUAACUGGAGACAAUGCAAUGGUAAGGAAGUGAAGCAUAGUGGCCAGACAGAGGCAUUGGACGUAUUGCUGAAUCAAAUCAAAAACAACCAUCAACAUUGUCUGUGCCAUGAAAACUCAAAAGUUCAUCUACAGGGCCGUAAACAUUCUAUGUCCAAGAGCCUGAAACACCUUUUUCAAUCAACAAGCAAAUUUGUUAAAACUCUCAAGCGAGGAUUAUACCUAACAGUGAUAUUCUACAAGGAUAAUGACAUAAUUGUGACGCAUGAAGAACAAAUUCCAGUCGUAGAGAUGGAUGAUUCAUAUUCAAGCUCACUGAUGCAAGAUUUUCUUUGGUUCACAAAGGUAUCAUGUAUCUGGGAAGAUAGUCGAUGGCUAAGUCAAUGUAUGUGUCCCUCUUUAUCUUCGUGCUCGUCAGUAUUACAGGCUCGUCAUAAGAUGCUUGUAGCAGUUGCUCAACUUCAGGGACUGCUAGGAACCCAAAAUCUUGGCCAGGUGUACUUCGAACCCAUCAAAGACAAGCAUGGCAAUGUACUGAUCGUGACCCUGAAGGAACUGAGCACGUACCAGAGUCUAGAAAAUGUCAGAUGGAUUCCCCUGUCCAAGUUCCAGACUCAACGCAAGUCACUCUCCUCUUCAGAAGAUCCCACAGCACUGGAUAUGUUGCUGUUAACUCUCCAUGAAAAGCUGGCCUAUCAUAGGAGAAGUAAUCAGGCCCUUUCUCCAGGACUUUAUCUUGGUUACCUAAAGCUCUGCAGCUCAGUUGAUCAGAUCCAUGUCCUUGUCCCUCAGAAGCUACCCAAUGUCCUGUGUCAUAUCAAGAUAAGAAACAAUCACAAUGUUUCCAGAGAUGAAUGGGAGUGGCUCCAGAACCUUUCAGCUUUGGAUGAGACCAAUCUAACAGAUCCAAAUGAAAGAUGCUCCCAGAUCCUCUUCCAGCGAGAACUCACGGUAGCCAUUUCAGAACUGAUGAAUCAGAUUGGCAUUUCACUGGAGCAGGCCAAAAAUUUCAGGCUGUACAGCCAAGAGGUGUUGGAUUUUGCAGACAACCUGUCCUUUCUUCUCCUUUUGCCGCCAUCUGAUGACGUGUGCACAGCCCCAGGACAAAAUAAGCCCAACCCUUGUUCAGGGUUCCUCACACUACCAUUACAGAUUUUUGAACUGGUGCACUUCUCCACCUAUGACAAAGCGUUCAUCAGCCAGUAUUGCCAAGUCUCAGCACUGCUGGAGUUAGAUUUGCUGCUUUCCCAGCAGGCACUGAGGGAGGCAUUUUCUGAUUCUGAGGUAGUGGCAGCCAAACAGAGGCAUCAGCAAAUCCAGGACUUUAUUCAGCAAAUGGAGGAGAUCUGGCGGGAUAUGCGCUGGAUAAUGGAUGUUCUACAGUAUGCAAGGUACAAACAGCCUCCUGGGGGCAUUCGAUUGACCUUGCUGAUGGAUUUUACCACAGAUAUAAAAAAGGACAAUCUGCAAUCUGUUUCAGCCAACUUAGAUUACUUGCCCUCCCCAACGCCCUCCCCAGAGACUAAUCGCAAACAUCCCACUGACUCACAUGGGAUAUCAGAUGAGGAAGGUUCUUCAGAGGUAUUUUUGGCCACUGACAGUGAUUAUGACUCCAGCAGAGCUCAGAGCCCUCGAGAGGUGGAUCUCAUCUGUUUAUCAGCCCUUGACUGCAGCAAAAGAUCUAGUCACAGUCUACAUGAUGGUGCUCCUGAUGUUCUUCAAGCACAUGAACUCAAAUCCCAACAAGUAAGCAGCAGUCAUGAGGACACAAGGCACACACCGCUUUAUGAUAGUGAUUUUGUGCUUCCAAGCAGACAGCUAGAGCUUUUGCAUAUAACAGAAAAAAGACAAGCCUACUGUGUCAGAACAAGCAGCUUUGAUAUUCCAACUCAAACCUUCCAUGUUCAAAGGAAGUGUUGGUCACGACCUGAAUCCAUGGAUGAAUGUUCAACAGAACAAAAGUCCAGAGAAUCAAGUAUCCCAAGAUUCUGCAGACUGGAUUAA